Molecule: messenger RNA, 1422 nt
Organism: Bubalus bubalis (water buffalo)
Lineage: Eukaryota; Metazoa; Chordata; Mammalia; Artiodactyla; Bovidae
Gene: DRD5
Product: dopamine receptor D5
Exons: 1
Coding region: 1-1422 (473 amino acids)
Biological process (GO): adenylate cyclase-activating adrenergic receptor signaling pathway
Cellular component (GO): plasma membrane
Molecular function (GO): dopamine neurotransmitter receptor activity; G protein-coupled receptor activity
Source: RefSeq, a predicted model, not a curated record
AUGCUGCCCCCUGGGCGCAACGGCACCUCGCACCGGGCGCGGUCGGGGCAGCAGCAGCUGGCGCAGGGGGGCGCCGUGGGGGACUCGGAGGGGGCGACGCUGCGGGGGCCCGCGCAGGUGGUCACCGCAGGCCUCCUGACCCUGCUUAUCGUCUGGACCCUGCUGGGCAACAUGCUGGUGUGCGCAGCCGUCGUGCGCAGCCGCCACCUGCGCGCCAAGAUGACCAACGUGUUCAUCGUAUCCCUCGCGGUGUCCGACCUCUUCGUGGCACUGCUGGUCAUGCCCUGGAAGGCGGUGGCCGAGGUGGCGGGUUACUGGCCUUUUGGGGCCUUCUGCGACAUCUGGGUGGCCUUCGACAUCAUGUGUUCCACCGCCUCCAUCCUGAACCUAUGCAUCAUCAGCGUGGACCGCUACUGGGCCAUCUCCAGGCCCUUCUGCUACGAGCGCAAGAUGACCCAGCGUGUGGCCUUGGUCAUGGUUGGCCUGGCGUGGACCUUGUCCAUCCUCAUCUCCUUCAUCCCAGUCCAGCUCCAUUGGCACAGGGACAAGGUGAGCUCCAGGGGUGGGCUGGACCCUCCAUCCAACCUGGCCAACGGGACGCCUUGGGAGGAAGCCGGGGAGUCGGAUAGGAGUGCAGAGAACUGCGACUCCAGCCUGAACCGCACUUACGCCAUCUCGUCCUCGCUCAUCAGCUUCUACAUCCCGGUGGCCAUCAUGAUCGUGACCUACACGCGUAUCUACCGCAUCGCCCAGGUGCAGAUCCGUAGGAUCUCCUCACUGGAGAGGGCUGCGGAGCAUGCGCAGAGCUGCCGCAGCCGCGAGGCCUGCGCACCCGAUACGGGCCUGCGGGCAUCCAUCAAGAAGGAGACCAAGGUCCUCAAAACUCUAUCGGUGAUCAUGGGGGUCUUCGUGUGCUGCUGGCUGCCCUUCUUCAUCCUUAACUGCAUGGUCCCCUUCUGCAGUGGACACCCCGAGAGCUUCCUCUGCGUCAGCGAGACCACCUUUGAUGUCUUCGUCUGGUUCGGCUGGGCCAACUCCUCCCUCAACCCCAUCAUCUAUGCCUUCAACGCUGACUUCCGCAAGGUGUUCGCCCAACUGCUGGGGUGCAGUCACCUGUGCUCCCGCACCCAGGUGGAGAUGGUGAACAUCAGCAACGAGCUCAUCUCCUACAACCAGGACACUGCCUUCCACCAGGAGAUCGCAGCUGCCUACAUCCAUCGGAUCCCCAACGCGGUGACCCCAGGGGACGCAGAGGUGGACAAGGAGGAGGAGGAGGAGGCAAGCCCUUUCGAUCGAAUGUCCCGGAUCUCUCAGACGUCCCCGGAGGGUGACCCUGCUGGCCAGUCGGUCUGGGAGCUGGACUGUGAGGGGGGAAUUUCACUGGGCAAAAUCACACCUUUCACCCCAAAUGGAUUCCAUUAA